UAGCUGGAUGAGCAUUAUCUCUUUUUCUGUUGACAAAGGCAAUAGAAGAUAAAGGACUGAGACUGUCAAAUGUGAGGCGGAAGCAUGCAGCUUGCAGAGAGGAAGACACACCUCCUUCUCAAUAAUGAUACAGGAAAUAGAAACAUCAAGGCUGAGCUCACUGGAUUCAUUGAAGAAAAUGUUUUCUAAGAGUGGACCAGCAGACCGGCGUCGGUGAACACUGACGGAUAAACACAGUCAAAAUCAGGAGAGGAUUCAACGGAGUAAUAAUAUGUCUAUUGAGAAAUCGAAGUUAACUUACGUGAUAACUGGAGGAUGCGGUUUUCUCGGGCAGCACCUGUUGAGAGUUUUGUUGGAGAAGGAAGAAAAUAUCAAGGAGAUAAGGCUUUUCGAUAAAAACGUUUACCCAAGUCUACGAAGUCACAGUACAGAACAUUUGAAGGUGGUGGGGGUACAGGGUGAUAUAACAGAUUAUGGGAGUGUGCGUGAUGCCUUUCAGGGAGCAGACCUGGUUUUCCACGCAGCUAGUUUGGUUGAUGUUUGGUAUAAGGUCCCUGAGAAGGCCAUCUAUGCUGUCAAUGUACAAGGGACAGAGAAUGUAAUAAACGCAUGUGUGGAAAUCGGUAUUCAGUAUUUGGUCUAUACAAGCUCCAUGGAGGUGGUUGGUCCAAAUGUAAAAGGAGAUACAUUUAUCAGAGGGAAUGAGGAUACUCCAUAUAAUAUAUUCCAUGAGAUGCCUUACCCUAAGACCAAAGCUGCAGCUGAGAAAAUGGUGCUGGAAGCCAAUGGCACAAAGGUAAAGGGAGGGAACACUCUCUACACAUGCUCUCUACGGCCAACAGGUAUCUAUGGGGAACAGCAUCAGCUCAUGAAGGACUUUUAUCUGAAUGGGGUCCGUACAGGUGGUUGGGUGAUCAAGGGAGUUCCACGGAACACAGAGCACGGACGGGUCUAUGCAGGGAAUGUGGCUUGGAUGCAUUUGCUAGCAGCACGUGCCCUGCGGGAACAUCCCGAUAGGCUGGGUGGGGAAUUUUAUUUCUGCUAUGACGACUCACCAUAUAAGAGCUAUGAUGACUUCAACAUGCAGUUCUUGUCGGCCUUCAACUUUCGCCCGUUGCACGUUCCAGUGUGGGUGCUGUGGUUCAUAGCGUGGAUGAACGACCUGAUACGCUGGCUUCUGAAGCCGUUCUUCAACUACACACCAUUGCUCAAUGGAUACACACUUGCUGUGGCCUGCACAUCCUUCACUGUCCGCACAGACAAGGCAUUUCAUCACUUUCAGUACCGACCACUCUACAGCUGGGAGGAGUGCUUGGCCCGCACACAGAGCUGGGUCAACACGUUCCCUUUAGAAACCAGCUCUAAGGACACCUAACAGCUGCUUCAGUGUCAUGAGGACACUGUUUAUAAACACAUCUGUGGCCAAAUAUGAAAGAUGAGAGGUUUUGUGACUGUGUGUCAAGCGUGUGUCAUGACUUUUCAACUGAUGAUGAAUAUUUGAGCGUUGUAUUGAAGUAUUCAGUAUGUGUUUUUACAUAAGUACACUUAAACAGAGCACCUCUUAAUCAUAUAAUCACAGUUGUCAUCUGUCAUAGUUGAUCUAUCUAUUACAUGAAUAAAUAAUAUUUUAAUCAUUUAUGUAAUAGUAACAGCUGGGAGCAUAAUCUUUACAUUAAAUACAAGCACUUUCAUGCAAAAUGCACAAGUGAGGCUAUUUUGAUAGUAAUCUAGUGAUACAAACCAUAUUGUAUUCUCUUGAUCUGGUAGCUGAAGCAUGUGUUUGAGCUGAAUGUACUUUAUUAGUUAUUUAGUGUUAUAUAAUCCACCACAUAUAGGUGUAUAUUUAUAAAUUUCUUUGUCCAAAUGAUUUCAAAUAAGUAUUUUGUUAAACUUUUUCAGACAAGUAUGUGCUAAUGAACACACGCUUUUAAAGUAAUUAUUUGUUUGUCUUAAAUAUAUUGAAUUGUUUGUAAGAAAAGUUUCUAAUUUUUCUGUUUAUAG
Sinocyclocheilus grahami is the source of this 2001-nucleotide messenger RNA. Its product is annotated as 3 beta-hydroxysteroid dehydrogenase type 7-like. NCBI's taxonomy places the organism in Eukaryota, Metazoa, Chordata, Actinopteri, Cypriniformes, Cyprinidae. Gene Ontology annotation, biological process: steroid biosynthetic process. The transcript has 8 exons. The record is from RefSeq and is a predicted model, not a curated record. The coding region runs from base 272 to 1375 and encodes 367 amino acids. Gene Ontology annotation, molecular function: oxidoreductase activity, acting on the CH-OH group of donors, NAD or NADP as acceptor.